Molecule: messenger RNA, 2043 nt
Organism: Plenodomus lingam JN3
Lineage: Eukaryota; Fungi; Ascomycota; Dothideomycetes; Pleosporales; Leptosphaeriaceae
Source: RefSeq, a predicted model, not a curated record
AUGGGGUGUUGUGGAGAUCGAGAAAAGGGCAAGACGGUGACGGAGGAGCAGAAGUGGGACUUCAUUUCGCAGAACCUUUCCGACUUCAAAUCGUCAUCCUGUCUGGCUCCCUUUUCCUAUGUCUGGCUCUGGAUCCUCGUCUUGAUUUCGUGCGCCGUCUACGCCGCCGAUGCCUUCACGGCUGUCAACCUCCUCGCCUUCAACAAAUGGUCGAGCCAGGUCAAGCCCAAGGUUCCCUUCGAGGUCGCCAAGUGGAUCUUCGCCAUCACCAUCAUCAUCUCCUACGUCUUCCUCCUCUACCGAUGGAUCCUGGCUUUGCGCGUCAUGAAGACGGGCAGUGUGGUCGAAUGUUAUCUGGAGCCCCUCGCAGCUAUCCUACAGAGUAUGCGCAUCACGUCGAGCGGACAAGGCUGGCGGCGCUUCCUGGUCUUUGCCGAGUUGACCAAGAGUAAAAAGGGCGCCAACUACGUUGCCCUCUUCGUCUACUUCCAGUUCAAGAGUGCCCUGCUCAUCAUCAUCGCUCAAGGGCCACGUAUCGCCAUCAAUGCCAUGACUUUGUAUGCCGUCAUGCAAGCUCAACUUCUUCCCGUCGGCGACCAUGCGUCGGAUGAACGCUCCGGUUUCGAGCAAUUCUUCUUCAACAUCAAGCUCAUGAUUGAAAACGGCAACAAGCAGGAGACGGUCAUUUACUUUACCAUGCUGUUCUCCUUGGUCAUCUGGGUGAUUGCUGCCUUGGGUCUCAUCAUCUCCGUACUGUUGUACCUCUUCUUCCUCUGGCACUACAUUCCACGCGCCGACGGUAGCUUGACAGCAUACUGCCGCCGCAAGCUCGAGACACGUCUUCAGCGUAUAGUGGGUAAGAAGAUUAAAAAGGCAAUUGAAAAGGAAGAUCAGCAGCGCAGAAGGGAUGAGCAAAAGGCCAUCAAGAAGGGAGCCCUCGACCCUUCGCAGACACGACCCACGCUGCCCAAGCUGGGAGGCGAUGAUGACGACAGAUCGACUGUUUUCUCGCUGCACAGGACCGACACCAUGGCGUCCAACACCACACUCCCGCCCUACUCCGUGAACCCGCCAACGCGAUCAAAUUCGAAUUCCACAAUGAACACUAUGAGCACGAAUCGUGCCAUGGCAAAGCCAACCCUGCCUACAUUGGACGAGCGACCUGGCAUGGGAAUGCGUUCGGAAACGCAGGGUACGGACUACUCGACAGCCAGCUAUGGUUCCAGUGCACCAAUGCUUGGCCGAGCUGGUGACUUGGGCCGGAAUUCACCCGCGCCGCCAGUCCCUCAUUUGGAUCAGAACAAUGACUACUUUGGCAACCAGGAGGGGCGACCGUAUGGAUCAGCAAACAGACCUUUUACUCCCAUGUCGCAAGGACGAGCAUCGCCCGCACCAUCGCGUGCAUACGGCCCGCCGGUAGACACGAGCCAUUCCAACAGCCGCUACGGGUCUGUUCACUCGGCCGUCUCCCUACAGAACAACGAGCAAGGGUCGCAAUACGCACAGUCGACCCGCCCGUACCCCGAGUUCAGUCCCUUUGACAGUCGAGGGCCACGAACAGGUCCAGCAUAUGAGCUCUCACCAGUUGACCAAACGCCUACGGAGAGCAUAGCCCAUCAUUACUACUCCAACUCCAAUGAGUCUGUCGACUACCGGCCGCCACAAUUGCCUAAUGCACUACGCUCUGGAUCGCCAGCUCCCGCCCAACCAGUCGGCUUGCCCAGUCAACCGCGCGCAGGCACCGCUCCUCCACGACCCGGUAUGCCUGCAUCGCUGCAGUCGGCAAGCCAGCGCCGUGAAGUAUCACAGCCCCUUCCGAACCGCGGGAUGAACGGCUCGGCUGCCCCUCCACAGCAGCAACAAAGAAGUGCGACUGCGCCUUUGCAGCAGCCAUCGUGGGCCUCGGGACCUCAGCAACGUAGUUAUACAUCCCAGGCACAAGGCCCACCUCGGAGCUACACACCGCAAGGCCAGGGUCCACCACCGAGGAGUUAUACACCCCAGUCCCAGUCGCAGCAGGGCUCCAACAACUACGGCUAUUGA